UUUCCUAAGUCCUGAACGUGUUGCUCCGUACCUACGUGCUAGUGAUAAAUCAUUCAAAGUUGAUAGGAGCGCUGUUAGUUCAAAGUGAUAGCAAAGAACAGCCCUACUCAAGAUCAGUGCUAGCUUCAACAAUCUCGGUAUGGCGUAUUACGGUCCCAAUUCCGGAAUAUGGGGUCAACCCAUUUCCAACUUGACUGUGGUAGAUAAAGUACCACCGGAAAUCAUGCACCUGAUCGACCCUCACUGGUAUCAAUUUCCACCGAUGAACCCGCUGUGGCAUUCUAUUAUUGGAUUUGUGAUUUUCUUGCUAAGUGUGGUAUCCGUCAUUGGCAAUGGCGUAGUUAUCUAUAUCUUCACUACUGCUAAAUCCCUCCGGACGCCGUCCAAUCUGUUUGUCGUCAAUUUGGCCCUUUCCGAUUUCAUGAUGAUGUCUACCAAUGGCUUCACCAUGGUCUACAAUUGUUGGUUUGAAACCUGGGCCCUCGGAGUGCUGAUGUGUGAUCUGUACGCCUUUACCGGAUCCCUGUUCGGGUGCUGCUCGAUCUGGACCAUGACUAUGAUCGCCCUUGAUCGGUACAACGUCAUCGUGAAGGGUCUGUCCGGAAAACCGCUGACCAAUACCGGGGCCAUCCUGCGAAUACUCCUUUGCUGGUUGAUUGGAGUUUUCUUCGGUAGUCUGCCGAUGCUGGGAUGGAAUCGAUACGUUCCGGAAGGCAAUAUGACCGCCUGUGGAACCGACUAUCUGACCGAUGAUUGGUUCCACAAGUCGUACAUAUUGACGUAUUCUUUCUUCGUGUACUACGUGCCUUUGUUUACCAUCAUCUAUUCCUACGUGUAUAUUGUUAAGGCCGUCACAGAGCACGAGAAAGGCAUGCGGGAGCAGGCCAAACGGAUGAACAUGCAAUCCCUUCGAUCCGGCGACGACGGGAAAGCGGCCGAAAUGAAGCUGGCCAAAAUCGCUCUGGUCACCAUAUCGCUCUGGUUCAUGGCCUGGACUCCAUACACCGUUAUCAACUACACCGGUGUGUUCCAGACGGCCCAAAUUUCACCGCUGGCCACCAUUUGGGGAUCCGUCUUUGCCAAGGCCAAUGCCGUCUACAACCCGAUCGUAUAUGGUAUCAGCCAUCCACGGUAUCGGGCGGCUCUGUAUCGACGCUUCCCCUCGUUGGCCUGCAACGACGUCCCGAUCGGUGAUGAUAAAUCUAUGGCAUCGGAUACAUCGGCAGUCAGCUGCGGAACACCGACUGAAACUACUACUACUAGCGCUUGAAAAAGCGACUGAGACAAAGAUAAUAAAUCCAGACGUCCUAAGUAUUCGUUAUUAAGUUUAAGAUGCUUUUUCGAAUCGUUUACAGCACUUGUAAGCUUAUGAGCUAUGUAGACUUUUAUUAAACACCUAUUAACAAAAAUCAGUUGGUACAUGAUACCAGUAACACAUGCACGUAAACAAGCAAUAAAACCGAAAAGAGGUUUUG
Molecule: messenger RNA, 1475 nt
Organism: Uranotaenia lowii
Lineage: Eukaryota; Metazoa; Arthropoda; Insecta; Diptera; Culicidae
Product: rhodopsin-like
Exons: 2
Coding region: 140-1270 (376 amino acids)
Biological process (GO): phototransduction; G protein-coupled receptor signaling pathway; visual perception
Cellular component (GO): membrane
Molecular function (GO): G protein-coupled receptor activity
Source: RefSeq, a predicted model, not a curated record